Anarrhichthys ocellatus (wolf-eel) is the source of this 1131-nucleotide messenger RNA. Its product is annotated as 28S ribosomal protein S5, mitochondrial-like. Gene Ontology annotation, molecular function: structural constituent of ribosome; RNA binding. Lineage: Eukaryota; Metazoa; Chordata; Actinopteri; Perciformes; Anarhichadidae. Gene Ontology annotation, cellular component: ribosome. Gene Ontology annotation, biological process: translation. Bases 31 to 744 code for a protein of 237 amino acids. The transcript has 5 exons. The record is from RefSeq and is a predicted model, not a curated record.
GUCCUCUGAAGGACCCUUCAUAAAUCCAACAUGGCGGCGUCCAUACGGCUGUGCUGUGCCCUCCGCGUCACACUCGGAGGAGGCGUUCAGGUGUCCCAGCUGGUGAGUCGAGCUUCGGCUGCCUCUCUGCAGAGAAACCCAGCAGCUGCACUGUUUCCUGCUACGGCGUGGCAGCAGACCAGACACGGCAGCUUCUUCAACAAGUUGACGGCUGAGGAGUUGUGGAAAGGUGUGUUGGCGGAGUCGGGUUCUGGAGCCAGGAAGGGUCGAGGGAAGAGAACCAAACGCAAACUGAAGAGAGACCUGAACCGAGGACAGACCAUCGGAGAGGGUCGUGGUGGGUUUCUGUGGCCCGGUCUGAACGCUCCGGUUAUGAAGGAAGGGACUCUGCAGAGCAUGAGCCGACGAGGGGAGAGUGAGCAGCAGGAGAUGCAGUCUGAACUAGUGCGUCAGAGGGACGAGUGGGAGAGGAAGAGGAAGAUGAAGGUGAAGAGGGAGAGAGGAUGGACGGGGAACUCCUGGGGGGGCAUCAGCCUGGGCGCCCCCGACCCAGGACCCAACGGAGGUAAGCAGGAGCCCACAGACUGUUUGUGGACUCAUGGUUUGAAGCCGUCGCAAUCUUGGAUUCAUUUUAAAGUGACAAAUAAUUGUCUUAUGAUUUUAGAGACUCCUGAUAUUUUGCAUUUGAGGCCUUUAAUCAGGUGUGUGGCAAAGUGUCUGCAGGUGUGUCUUCAGCCUGAUUAGAUCUUCAUUAGAACCCUGAGGAACAGUUGGUUCCUCCUGUUCUCACACUGAUUACUCGUUUACAUCAGCUGACGGUCAGAGGAUCUGUGCUCCUUUAAUUCAGCUUCUGAUUUACUGGUUUCUCUCACAUCCUCAGAUGUUUCCUUUCUGUUGUCGCCAUGCUAACAAGCAAUCACUCCUCCUCCUCUUCUUCCUCUCCCUCCUCCUCUUCUUCCUCUCCCUCCUCUUCCUCUCCCUCCUCCACAAACACUUCCCUAUCUGUCACUCUCACACAAAUGAAUGUGAUGUUCAGAGAGCUGUAACUAGGUUGCUUGUCUCUGAUCAGGUUUAGUUUCUUACAGAUGGCGGACUAAUGUCCCAGCUGUGUGUGUGUGUGUGUGUGUGUGU